Messenger RNA from Tachysurus vachellii, 6312 nucleotides. It is a transcript of the gene extl3, whose product is annotated as exostosin-like glycosyltransferase 3. Gene Ontology annotation, molecular function: glycosyltransferase activity. The record is from RefSeq and is a predicted model, not a curated record. The coding region runs from base 651 to 3392 and encodes 913 amino acids. The transcript is spliced from 6 exons. Gene Ontology annotation, cellular component: membrane. NCBI's taxonomy places the organism in Eukaryota, Metazoa, Chordata, Actinopteri, Siluriformes, Bagridae.
ACGCAGGGCUGAUUUUGGCGUUUACCGUGUAGCUUUUCAAGGCAAAACUAACGGGGUAAAACAAGCGGAUGCGAAUGCACGGAUUUCUGCCAUGCAAAAUAUUCAGGUCGAUUCAUCAGAUUAAGAACAGAAAUGUGCGGUUUUACGGAAUUGCCCUGGUGUAGUUUAAUGUCCGUGUGCACGAGCUCCAGACCGGAUUGGACGCUGCAUUAAAGGAACGCUGGAUGGUCCGUAGACCAUGAGCGGCUGGAAAACAUAUUACAGCCAUCGUGGCAAGAUUCUGCCAAGUUGAAGAACGGCUCUGCCAAACAGAAUGAUGAAGAAAACGUAGUACUAACCAUGUGCUCAUCUUUGAUUUGGACAAGAGGCACUCUGUUCUUGCCACGGUCCAAGGUCUCAUGUACAUCUUUGGAUAGAUUUGGAGUGUGGUUGCAUAGCAUAGAAAAAAACAGCAUUAUGUUUGGACUGCCUACUCUUGAAGAUGAAGUUUGCUUUUAUUUAAAGUCCAAGUGAAGAUGAGAUUUCUGUCUUUAGUUUUCAUUUUCUGUCUAUCUACACAUGCUUACACAACAUAGAUUGCAUUAUGGCUGCUGACUCUCCCCAGCACCUUUAUUUAACUGCUUGGUGUGGUGGAGAGUGACGUUUGGACGAUGCAGCGAAACGGAGGUGUCGCAGGGAAUGGCAGCCAGCCAUGGAUGUUCCGGAGGGUUCGACUGACAUGGCUCAGUUUUAUGCUCUUUUUCAUAUUGGUUUUCUUCCCACUCAUUGCACAUUACUACCUCACCACAAUUGAUGAGGCAGGUGGUCCAGACAAACGCAUUUUUGGCCCACGGCCUGGUGGUGAACUAUGUGAGGCAAAACAUGUGCAAGACCUGUGCCGUAUACGUGAAUCGGUGAGCGAAGAGCUGCUUCAGCUGGAAGCAAAGCGGCAAGAGCUCAACGGUGAAAUAGCCCGUCUCAAUUUGCGGAUUGAUGCCUGUAAGCGAAGCAUCGACAGUGCCAAACAGGACUUGUUACAACUCAAAAAUGUUAUCAGCCAGACAGAACACUCUUAUAAGGAACUCAUGGCUCAGAAUCAGCCAAAACUAUCAUUGCCAGUUAGACUAUUACCGGACAAGGAUGAUCCAGGGCUCCCGCCUCCACGGUCCGUACAGGCCUGUCGCUUGCAUAAUUGUUUUGAUUACGCCAGAUGUCCACUUACAUCGGGGUUCCCAGUAUAUGUAUAUGACACAGGGUCAUAUCCUUGGGGAGACAAUAUUGACCCAUUGAUCAAGCAAGCCUUUGUAUCUUCUGUUAAAAGCAGUGUUUAUGUGACGGAUAAUCCAAAUAUUGCUUGUCUUUAUGUGGUGCUUGUCGGAGAAAUACAAGAUUCUUCACCUUCUCCAGCUGACUUGGAAAAGCAGUUAAAAGCAUUGCCAUAUUGGAGGUCAGAUGGUCAUAAUCACCUGUUGGUUCAUUUGUCCAGGAAGUCGUUAACUCAGAACUUCUUGUACAAUGUAAGUACAGGCCGAGCAGCUAUAGCACAGUCUACCUUCCUUCAGCGACAAUAUAGAGAGGGUUUUGAUCUGGUGGUGUCUCCACUGGUCCAUGCUCUCUCUGAGCCCAACUUUCUGGAGCUGCCACCGCAGGUUCCAGUGAAAAGGAAGUAUCUGUUUACCUUUCAAGGAGAGAAGGUGGAAUCUCUGAGGAGUAGCCUGCUGGAAGCACCACCACAGUCCUUUGAGGAAGAAAUGGAGGGAGAUCCGCCAGCUGAUUACGAUGAUCGCAUCAUUGGCACCCUUAAAGCGGUACAAGACAGUCACCUAGACCAGGUACUUGUGGAAUUUACUUGCAAGAACCGACCAAAGCCCAGUCUACCGACUGAAUGGGCCCUGUGUGGGGAGCGUGAGGAUCGCUUGGAAGUGUUAAAAGCGUCUACGUUUGCUUUGGUGAUUUCUCCAGGCGAUGGGCAGCUCAUAGCAACAGCAGGGUGCAACAUGCGCUUAUUCGAGGCCCUGGAGGUUGGGGCCAUCCCUGUGGUUCUUGGAGACCACUCAAAGUUACCAUAUCACCAUCUAAUUCGAUGGAGUGAGGCAGCUAUCAUGGUACCCAAGCCACGCAUAACAGAGUUGCACUUUCUGUUGAGGAGCCUAUCAGACAACGAUUUACUGGCCAUGCGGCGGCAAGGUCGAUUCCUUUGGGAAACGUACCUUUCCACUUCUGAGAGUAUCUUCAAUACCAUUUUGGCCAGUAUCCGAACCAGCAUUCAAAUACCAGCAUCACCCAUAAAAGAGGAACCUGCCCAGGAGAUUCCCCACAAAGCUGGAAAGAUGGCAGGAACAGAUGCCAAUUUGGCUGACAAUGGGGACCUGGAUCUUGGUCCAGUAGAGACUGAACCCCCUUACGCAUCACCUAGGUUUUUGCGGAAUUUCACUUACACAGUAUCAGAUGUCUACCGAACGUGGAAUCGGGCUCCUGGGCCUUUCCACCUGUUCCCCCACACACCAUUAGACCCCGUUCUGCCUUCAGAGGCAAAGUUUCUGGGUUCAGGAACUGGUUUUCGCCCCAUUGGUGGAGGCUCUGGAGGUUCUGGAAAAGAGUUUCAGGCUGCACUGGGUGGAAAUGUUCCACGAGAACAAUUCACAGUGGUUAUGCUGACAUAUGAGCGAGAGGAGGUACUUAUGAACUCUCUGGAGAGGCUCAAUGGCCUUCCCUAUCUCAACAAAGUGGUGGUAGUCUGGAAUUCCCCAAAACCACCCUCAGAUGACCUCCUCUGGCCAGACAUUGGGUUGCCCAUUGUGGUGGUAAGGACAGAAAAGAACAGUCUGAACAAUCGCUUCCUGCCCUGGGAUGUAGUAGAAACUGAGGCAAUCUUGUCCAUUGAUGAUGACGCCCAUCUCAGACAUGAUGAAAUCAUGUUUGGGUUUAGGGUGUGGCGAGAGGCCAGGGAUCGUAUUGUGGGCUUCCCAGGGCGGUUUCAUGCCUGGGACAUCAACCACCAGUCUUGGCUCUACAACUCCAACUACUCUUGUGAACUCUCCAUGGUGCUCACAGGCGCUGCCUUUUUCCACAAGUACUACGCCUACCUGUAUUCCUACGUGAUGCCCCAGGCCAUCCGAGACAUGGUGGAUGAGUAUAUCAACUGUGAAGACAUCGCCAUGAACUUCUUGGUGUCACAUAUCACACGCAAACCACCCAUCAAGGUGACGUCUCGUUGGACAUUCCGCUGUCCCGGCUGUCCUCAGGCACUGUCUCACGAUGACUCGCAUUUCCACGAGCGCCACAAGUGCAUCAACUUUUUCGUCAAAGUGUACGGUUACAUGCCACUGCUCUACACGCAGUUCCGGGUGGACUCUGUCCUCUUUAAGACUCGCCUUCCGCACGACAAGACCAAAUGCUUCAAGUUCAUUUAGAGGGACCAUAAGAGGACGUACAGACACUUGCUCUGAAGGACGGGAGAUUUUAUCCGACACAAAGUCAAAGAAGGGACGACUGCUACAUAAAUUUUUUUUGUUUGUUUGUUUGUUUCUCUGUGUGUUCGACCCAUCAGCAACCACUACUGGUCUCAUUCGCACCACUUUCAUCAUUCUCAGAAGUGGAUACGAGUUGGAUACGACACUUUAAUGUGUUUCAGACUGAAUGCUUUGGAACUGACAGAAUGGUAAAAGACACGGGCAAAAGCUUCCUGUCUCGUUGCACUCUUUAUUUUUAACCCAUUCUACAUUUAUAUAUCUAUAUGGUGUGUGUCAUCUGCAAGAGAUGUACUCUUGUAUAUGACAAGCACAUUUCUGCAGGUCACAGAAAUUUUGUGUGUGAGUGAGUGUGAGUGAUUUCGAAAUAAGGAACUUUCAAAAGAGAUAUUUCAAGUCACCAGACCUCAAAGGCACACUGACAAAAGUGCAGAAUUAAAAGCACUACACGGCCGGGCGAGCGAUAAUCACUUUCAAUGCUCUCUCCUGGGGUGCCAGCGAUCAGAAAAAAAAACAGCGUGUAACACCCUCACUUAAUCAGGUCUUCUUAGGCAUGUGCCGAUAUCACGUUAUCAUAUCAGAAUAAAUCUUUCCGAUCAUUCGUCUGCUGAGUUUUAAGAUCGACAUGACACUGCCUCUGCCUUCGGCUUUCCCAGCUGGGAUUGGCUUUAGCUCAGGAGCACAAAAACCGCACAAAAAAACGCUGCCAUCAUAGCUGACUACUGUUCAGGAUUGAAUGUAACAGGAGUGACGUUCAUUUAGCAUCUGCAAUAACAUCAUAGUGCAUGUUAAAUAUUUAUGGCAUUAAAACUACAAACCUUUCUGCUAUCAGAAAAUAACAGUUUUCGUGGUGAACACAACAUCAUGAAGUCUCCGCUUUAUAUCACCACACCAACCGAUCGGUGUUUGGAAUAAAAAAUGUGGUUUUGUGUACGUUUUGCUCUCAUAUCCCACGAUCAUGGCAUUUAAGAAGCUUUGAACUCUCUCCUACAUACAAAGGAAGAUGCUAUCUCUUAUUAUCCUUGUUUAGAAUCAUGACAUUUCCAUAUAUUAUAGCUUAUAACUGAAUCUUUUCACUGAAAAUCAAUGUCAUAAUUUUUUUAAAUAGCAGAUUAAGACUAAACCAUAAAAUAUGUAUAAUACUGGUCCUUCUGAACUGUAAAAAGCAUUAACGUCGUCAUCAGACGCUAGAAAUGUGAAGAUUUUUCUGAAAGAUUGACUGAAACGAUUCUGACGGUUAAUCAUUCUCUAAUGUUGACUGCCGAAGAGUUGAACUUUUUUUUUUAACCUCUAUGAAAAGACGUCAUGGUGUUGGGCGUUUUCCCAAAAAAUACCUUGCUGGACUAGUUAUUUAUGAAUAUCGUCAUGGUUACGUGGUGUGACGUAUAUUUUAUAGCCAGUUCAUGGGAACCAAAGAUAAGUAAAGAAAGGAAACUAGCACUAGUAAAGGCCAAAUACUCUGAGAAUUGAAGAUCGGUUUCACAUCUGUUACUAAAGCUUUUCCCAUGACGCAAUGCAUUAAAAUAGAUUUGUUGUUACUUGAGUCAAUUUAAGGUCAAGUUUAGAUGACAUGCAUUUCUUUAGAGACCUGAGCAAUGCUCAAUGCUGAGCAGAAAUCAGUGUUGGAUGAUGAAGCUUCAUAUCUUAAGUCCUUAGGCUAAGCUUAUCAUUGUUUACUGUAUGAUCGUCAUAUUUUGUUUAAAACUAUACAUUUAACUGGUCUAGUGGGGUGGUUUUAUAUUUUUAGGAUGGCAUGAUGGGUAUCAGCUCCAGCUCCAUGACCACAAGAUCAGUCUGAAGCUUACUGUUUGUUCAUAUUCUCACCAUGUCUGUGGAUUUUCCUCCCAAACACAUACCAGUAGGUGGAGUACUAAACUUUGAUUGUUCUUUGAUUGCCCUCGUGUGUGUGUGUGUGUGUGUGUGUGUGUGUGUGUGUGUGUGUGUGUACACGAUACCUUGUUAUGGACCGGCGUCCCAUCUGGAACCAGAUCCACUGCGACAUUGACUUGUGUUUGACUGACUGAAUUGCUACUGAAGAUCAUUGAAUGAAUAUUUUAACCAAAACAAAUUCCAGCACAUUUUUCCCAGUUUUGUAAAACGUACAGUAGUCUGGGGAGAAAUAGUGGCUCGGUAGUUAAGGCUUUUGGCAUGCUGAUCAUGAGUUAAAAGCCUGGCACUGCCAAGCCACUGUUUGGGAGAAAUGACAGCGUAUCAUGUAAGUGAUUAUCGGCACAUGCCUAAGCAGCACAGACGUUUGUGUCCUUUGUAUCUCUGAUUUGCCUAUCUCAUGUUUGUCCUGUUCUUUUGCUCAAAUAGUUGAUGUGAAAUUGGAGUAUAGACCUCAGGUCUGAGUACUAGCACAAUUCUGGAGAAUCUAUGUAUGCUGCGUAUAAAUACUGCGGAAGAAUAACUGGCACAAUCUGAACCCUUUGUUUCAAAAUGGUACUUUGUUUUCUCAUUGAACUGGUAAAAUCCAGAAUGCCUCCAUGCACAUGAACUAACCUUUGCAUUACAAUGUUCAUUUCUGUCCUGAAAUGUAUAGUGUAGAGAUUUCUGUAUUGUAAAUCCAUUAGAUGUUUCUUUUUUUUAAUAUAUGUUGCUAUAUGUUUCAGAUCAUGGAUGCCUUUUAUGGAACCUUUUUUAUACACUUAAUGACUGUAUGAAUACAUUUGUUAAGGUUUAAGGUGUGUGCGUGUGCGCACGUGUGUUUGUUUGUUUGUUUUUUUUUUCCCUGUAUUGCCACUCAAGCAUGGAGAUUGGGGAGGCGAGGAAGCAGAAGCACAGCAAUCUGACUGACAGACUGUAUCAUUAGUGUAAUCCUCAGAAACACUAAUAAACCAGCCCGUGCCAUUUGUCUCUGGAA